GGAGGUGUCGCCGGAAGUGAUGCAAGGCGAAGCCCACGUGUGCGGUACCUCCCACAUGGCGGCUCUACUGAAAAAGCUGCUGAGGCGCGGGAGGCCCUCGGCGGCCUUGGGCUGCCGGGUGGGACUGCGCGAGGCCAGCCUGGGCUCUGAUCCCGCAGCUGCGGUGCGAGUACGGUUCGCCCCUAGCCCCACAGGCUUCUUACAUCUGGGCGGCCUCCGCACGGCCCUGUACAACUAUAUCUUUGCCAAGAAGCACCAAGGGAGCUUCAUCCUGCGGCUGGAGGACACAGAUCAGACCCGCCUUGUGCCUGGGGCAGGGGAAAAUAUUGAAGACAUGCUGGAGUGGGCAGGCAUCCCCCCUGAUGAGAGCCCCCGCCGAGGAGGUCCUGCUGGGCCCUACCAGCAAUCUCAGCGGCUGGAGCUGUAUGCUCAGGCCACGGAAGCACUGCUGAAGACUGGAGCUGCUUACCCCUGUUUCUGCUCCCCACAGAGGCUGGAGCUCCUGAAGAAGGAGGCCCUGCGGAACCGCCAGACGCCCCGGUAUGACAAUCGGUGCCGGAACCUGAGCCAGGAGCAGGUGGCCCAGAAGCUGGCCAAGGACCCCAAGCCUGCCAUCCGCUUCCGCCUAGAGGAGGCAGCCCCAGGCUUCCAGGACCUGGUAUAUGGCUGGACUCGGCAUGAAGUGGCCAGUGUGGAGGGAGACCCAGUCAUCCUGAAGAGCGACGGCUUCCCCACGUACCACCUAGCCUGCGUGGUGGACGAUCAUCACAUGGGCAUCAGUCAUGUGCUGCGGGGCUCUGAGUGGCUCAUCUCCACCUCCAAGCACCUACUCCUCUACCAAGCGCUGGGGUGGCAGCCACCUCACUUUGCCCACCUGCCCCUGCUCCUCAACAGGGAUGGCAGCAAGCUGUCCAAGCGGCAAGGGGACAUUUUCAUGGAGCACUUUGCUGCUGCCGGCUUCCUGCCCGAUGCCCUGCUCGACAUCAUCACCAACUGUGGCUCGGGGUUUGCAGAGAACCAGAUGGGCAGAACCCUGCCCGAGCUGAUAACACAGUUUGACCUGACGCGGGUCACCUGCCACUCAGCCUUGCUGGACCUGGAGAAGCUCCCAGAAUUCAACAGGCUGCACCUCCAGCGGCUGGUGAGCAGUGAGACCCAGAGGCGCCAGCUGGUGAGGAAGCUGCAGGCCCUGGUGGAGGAGGCACUUGGGAACCAGCUGCAAGGCAGGGAUGUCCUCGACCCAGCCUACAUGGAGAGGGUCCUCCUGCUGAGACAGGGCCACAUUUGCCACCUGCAGGAUUUGGUCUCCCCAAUGUACUCCUACCUGUGGACACGCCCUGCCUUGGAUCGAGCACAGCUGAGUGCCAUCUCGGAGAAGGCGGAUGUAAUUGCCAAGCGCACACUGGGGCUUUUAGAAAGAUCCGGUACAAGCUUAACUCGGGAAAUGCUGAGUGGAGAGCUGAAGAAGCUGUCUGAAGGCCUGGAAGGCACCAAGCACAGUAACGUGAUGAAGCUCCUCCGAGUGGCCCUCAGUGGACAGCUGCAAGGACCUCCUGUUGCUGAGAUGAUGGUGUCUUUGGGACCAAAGGAAGUGCGGGAACGAAUCCAGAAGGUGCUUUCCAGCUAGGGAGAGGAUGUGCAGCACGGUGGUCAUGGCCAUAGGAACCCGUACCCUUGGAAACUGCCUUCAGAGGACAGGAGAAGGCUGGAGGCCCAUCAGGAAGUUCGCAGAAGGAACUAAAAGUGGAAACAGAAUCGGACUUCGCACAGUGCAUUUAUGGCUCCAAGACAACCCCAUCCUCGACAGUAGGCCAGGGAAGCCCAACCCAUCUCACCUCCUUGACUCUGGAAGGAAGAGCUUAUGUCUGUUUUUCGACACCACUUUACACAGCAGAGGUUAGGAGUUAGUUCACAGAAAAGUCAACAUCCCAGAACAGUCCAGAGAGCUUGGGUAUUCAUUUGCUAGGGCUGCCAUAACAAAAUCUCGGAGAGCUAGGUGGCUUAAAAACCAGAGAUUUUUUUUUUUUUAAUAUAUAUUUUUUUAUUUUAGCGUAUUAUGGGGGUACAAGUGUUAAGGUUACAUAUA
Messenger RNA from Microcebus murinus (gray mouse lemur), 2086 nucleotides. RefSeq names its product glutamyl-tRNA synthetase 2, mitochondrial (gene EARS2). Gene Ontology annotation, molecular function: ATP binding; tRNA binding; glutamate-tRNA ligase activity. Gene Ontology annotation, biological process: glutamyl-tRNA aminoacylation. Lineage: Eukaryota; Metazoa; Chordata; Mammalia; Primates; Cheirogaleidae. The record is from RefSeq and is a predicted model, not a curated record. Gene Ontology annotation, cellular component: mitochondrion.